This is a messenger RNA of Sphaerodactylus townsendi, 1677 nucleotides long. It is a transcript of the gene TAF10, whose product is annotated as TATA-box binding protein associated factor 10. The coding region runs from base 418 to 1083 and encodes 221 amino acids. The record is from RefSeq and is a predicted model, not a curated record. NCBI's taxonomy places the organism in Eukaryota, Metazoa, Chordata, Lepidosauria, Squamata, Sphaerodactylidae. Gene Ontology annotation, cellular component: SAGA complex; nucleus; transcription factor TFIID complex. The transcript is spliced from 5 exons. Gene Ontology annotation, molecular function: promoter-specific chromatin binding; RNA polymerase II general transcription initiation factor activity. Gene Ontology annotation, biological process: transcription initiation at RNA polymerase II promoter.
ACUGAAGGGCGGGGGAAGGAGGCGAGGAGACGCCGCCGCGGGCGGGGCUCUUCCAUCUGCAAAAUGGCCACGGGGGGCUCAGAGACACCCCCCCCCGCUUCGCGGCGAGUGGCCGGGCAGCGGCAGACUCCCACGGGGAGGGCCUGGUGGGCGUGGCGGGCAAGCCGAAGGAUGCGCGGGGGGGGGUCCGAGAGAGGCCCGGGGGGGGCGGAAAAGAGACGCGGAGGGGGUUGGGGGCGGGGUCUCCAGGGCGCCCCCCCUCCCCCGGCCCCAGCAGAGAGCCCGAUGCCCGGCACUUCCGGCGGCGGCCCCUGCUGUGGAGGCGGGGCCGGAAGCCCCGCAGCCAGGCCGGCCCCGCCGGAAAGACCCACUCCGGCUUCCGUAGCGUGGGCCGGAAGUGACUGACCGCCUUCCGCCAUGAACGCCGCCGUCAGCGGGAGCGUCCUGGAGGCCGAGCCCAGCCCGGCGGCCGCCCUCCUCGUCCCCGCCCCCCCGCCGCCGCCGCCGCCGCAGCCCCCCGCGCCCCCGCCCGCCCCGCAGCCCUCCGCCCUGGCCGCCGUCGCAGGGGAAGGGGCCAAGGGCAGCCCCGGGGCCGUGGCGGCGGCAGGAGCAGGAGGCGGAGGAGCAGGUUCCGUGGCCGCCGCCGCCGCCUCCUCCUCCGUGCCGCCCUCCGAGGGCCCCGCCGUCUCCAACGGGCUCUUCGUGCCGCCCGGAGCGACCCCCAACGGCGACGCCAAGGCCGCCUGCUCGCCCGCCCCCUCCAGCGCGCCCCUGGUGGACUUCCUCCUGCAGCUGGAGGACUACACGCCCACGAUCCCGGACGCCGUCAGCGGCUACUACCUCAACCGGGCGGGCUUUGAGGCUUCGGACCCUCGCAUCAUCCGCCUGAUUUCCUUGGCUGCACAAAAGUUCAUUUCUGACAUUGCCAACGACGCUUUGCAGCACUGCAAAAUGAAGGGAACGGCCUCCGGGAGCUCGCGCAACAAGACCAAGGACAAGAAGUACACACUGACCAUGGAGGAUCUGGCUCCCGCACUGGCAGAGUAUGGUGUCAACGUCAAGAAGCCCCACUACUUCACCUAGGCCCCGCUGGGGGAUGGCAUCUUCGGGACUCCUGGCGCUUGCCCGCCUGCAUUCCCCCCACUCGCUCGCUCGCUCCCUUCAGAGACGUUGUGCUGGUUGCCAUGAUAUUAAAGUGCUUUCUGGGGCCUGCGUAGAUCUCUGCCCACUCCCUUUCUGGCUGCUGCCAAGGGUGGAUCCUGGCAGGGGGAGGAAGGGGGCAGCCUGGACCAGGAGGGGGAGCUUAUUGUGUCUCUCUGCCCCACCACCCUUUAAACCCCCUGGACUGUUGGCAACAAGUUUGCUUGUGUAACCCUAGAGAUUUUUGACCUCAGGAGCUGGGGCCUGACCUGCUGCCUGCCAUGGAAGAAAGUGCUGCUGUGCUUGGCCUCUUUGGCCGCGUGUGUGUCCAGUGGGCACCAACUGGGGUUGCCCGGUGCCCUUGGGCUAAGAAAGUCCAGCAGAGCAAGCGCUGUUGCUGCGUUCUGGGCUCGAUGUUCUUCUGGCUGCCUUGCAGGUCCAGAUGUCUUGUUUGAGAACACGUGUGUGUCCAGGCGAUAUCCUUGUGUGUGCAGGGGAAGUGUUGCGCUAUAAAAAGGGGACACCUGCAUUUCUGAA